Molecule: messenger RNA, 495 nt
Organism: Contarinia nasturtii (swede midge)
Lineage: Eukaryota; Metazoa; Arthropoda; Insecta; Diptera; Cecidomyiidae
Exons: 4
Coding region: 1-495 (164 amino acids)
Source: RefSeq, a predicted model, not a curated record
AUGGAGAAGUUUAAAGUCCUUAAGUUAAAUCAGAAAUACAUGGAAUAUUUGGCUAUUUAUUCGUACAACUUAAGGGAACCCACAAAUGAAUUUUAUAGAAGGCCGAUGACAUAUCAUUUUUUGGCGGUCAUGGUUUUAACACAGCUAUUUAGUGCUAGAUACGUUUUAAAAUAUUGGAAACUCAAUCCUUUUCCUGCAAUCGGAGCAUCAAAAGUGGUAAUGGGUACCACUCAGUGUGCGGCUUGUCUUUUAUCCGUUGGAACUGAAUUGAAAAAGGUCAAAGCUGUACAUCUUAUACUGCAAGACAUUGUUGACACCGCCGAAAAUCCGGAAAUUUACAAUAUUUACUGGGAAACUGAGCAGAAGUGUAGAAAAUCAACGUUUAGAUUGAUUUGCUAUCCGUUUUAUCACGUUUCUGGAUGGUUUAUUACGAUCGCAUUUGUUAUGUAUGACUUGUCGUUUGGAAAUGGAUAUUACUAUGGUUAUUUCAAUUAG